UUAUAAAAUCACAUACCAACCUCUCACAUACCAAAAUAUAUUUAGCUCCCUAUCUCACUCUCUGUCAAAAAUAGAUCUGUCUUUUAAAAUGGCAAAAUCCAUGCGCUUUUUUGCCACUUUGUUACUUCUAGCAAUGCUUGUCAUGGCUACUGAGAUGGGACCAAUGACAAUUGCAGAGGCAAGACAUUGCGAAUCUCAGAGCCAACGUUUCAGGGGACCAUGUGUUAGGGAGAAGAACUGUACCGCCGUCUGUGAGACGGAAGGAUUUUCCGGUGGCGACUGCCGUGGACUCCACCGCCGUUGUUUCUGUACUAGACCAUGCUAAGAAUGUUAUUAUCUAUCUCUUAUAUGUGUAAAGAUUUUAAUUUGAGAAACUCGUUAAUAAUCACUAUGAUUGUUCAAGGAUUAACGUGCUAGUUUUAUUACUAAACUAGUUGUGAUCUUUGAUCGUAAGCAAUUAUGGUGGUCGAUUGGGUAGUGCGGUUUGUGAUU
Nicotiana attenuata is the source of this 492-nucleotide messenger RNA. RefSeq names its product defensin-like protein P322. The transcript has 3 exons. Lineage: Eukaryota; Viridiplantae; Streptophyta; Magnoliopsida; Solanales; Solanaceae. The record is from RefSeq and is a predicted model, not a curated record. Bases 89 to 325 code for a protein of 78 amino acids. Gene Ontology annotation, biological process: defense response.